Seminavis robusta is the source of this 621-nucleotide messenger RNA. Lineage: Eukaryota; Bacillariophyta; Bacillariophyceae; Naviculales; Naviculaceae. The record is from the annotation of a GenBank genome assembly.
AUGUCCGCUGAGGAAUCAACAAUGGCCGAAACGAACUCAAGCGGUGUUUCCGUGAAGGAGAUUGAGUGUUACCUGGUGAACGGUAGCUCAAAGGACGAGAACAAUCGUUCUACCACCGACGACGCAAACGUCUUGGCGGAGCGAUGUGCCCGUCAGCUAAAGUAUGACAUGAAUUCAUUGGGCGGUUCUUUGGAACGAUCUGCACAGGUGCUACUAUUUGGUCUUGACGUUGACCAUUUGUUUGAGUCUGAGGUCACUAUCAUUGUCCACCUCCAAGCCCUACUGCCACUAGUCACCAGGUUUUUCAUUGUUCAUUGCUUCUUGAAUUGGCAUUUCGAUAGCGGGACCCGUGAGAUGGAAGCACGCAAGAAGGCACGCGAAGAGGAAAUGCUUGAGAAAUACGAACUGCAUCGCCAGGAAGAUGAAGCGGACUACAUGGAGAUGGAACGCCGUAGGGCUCGCGUGAACGAGAAGCGCAUUCGAUUGCGUGAAGCUCGAAAGGCGAAAGAGGCAGAGAAAAAGAAGAAAACGUACAUGUACGCUGUGAAGAAGACGUGGAAGAAAUACAUUGGGAGCUGGUUUUCUGGUAGCGGUACCGAGUCUAGCAAGAAGAAAGAAUAA